AUGUUCAAAGUAUACACCGAGCGCGCGGAGCUGCUGCUCGAGGACUGUCGCGCCGGCGCCGGUCCGUGGCUCCGCGUGACUCCCACGGCGUCGUCCACCGGCGUGGACAUCGAGUCCCUCAGCGCCAGCGCCGUGCAGCCCAGCGACGACGCGGCCUCCAUCGCAAUCCACGCGGUAUACGGCGUGUAUACGCUCCUGAGCGGUCCGUUCCUGGCCGUCGUCACGGACUCGCGCGUAGUCGGCUCGGGCCCCCGCAGCGAGAAGAUCUUCUGCAUCCUCGAGCUCACGCUCGUGCCCGUGAGCGCCGCCGCGUACCAGAGUUUCUUCAAGCACGCGAGCGCCCGGGAGCGCCAGGACGAGCGCGCCUAUUGCCGCAUGCUCACGACGGCGCUGGCGUCCCGGACGUUCUACUUCAGCUACGACCUCGACCUAACCCUAUCGGCGCAGAAGCGCGCGUCACUUGCGCUGUCGUCCUCGUCGGCGCCGCUCUAUGCGCGGGCAGAAGCGGACUUUUUCUGGAACCAACCCGUGCUGAGCAAGUGGAUCGACUUGGAGCUCAGCGCGUGGAUCGUGCCCGUGAUCUCGGGCUUUGUCAAAGUGCUCAAGAAGUGCGACGUGAACGGCCAGCGCUGCGACAUUUUGCUCGUGACUCGACGCAGCUGGCGACGCGUGGGCACGCGGUUCAAUGUGCGCGGCGUGGACAAAGACGGGAGCGUGGCCAACUUUGCCGAGACGGAGAUGCUGCUGGUCAAGCCGUCGCGGGCCGUGUGCUCGUACGUGCAAGUGCGGGGGAGCAUCCCGCUCUAUUGGGACCAGAUGGUCACGCUGAAGUACAUGCCACGCACGCGGUACGCGUUUUCCGGCCACGAGAGCGUCGUGGACUGGAACGAACUGGCGUUCCGAGCGCAUAUGGACAAGCUCAUCCAGCGAUACGGUCACAUUACGUGCGUGAACCUCAUUGACAAGGCGGGCAAGAGCGCGACGGUGCGGGAUCAAGCGCAACUUGGCUCGGCGUUUGGCAAAUACGUUAAGAAGUACAACCAACUGUCGAGAUCGGGGGAGGGAACGGGUGCCGUUGCAUCGGCCAUGCUGUUGCCAGCUUCUCCGACGUCGCGUGCCAUGUCACCUCGGCAGCGCAGGAGCAUGUCAGUGGCCUUACCUGGUGCGUAUGGACCCAAUGGAAGCAAUGGACUCGGACUAGCUAACGGCGGCGGACCUGCCGUCGAAUGUCCAGUCAGUAGUGGGUUCACGGCCAAUAGUGACAAGAAGGGCGGAUCUUCUGGUGCGUUGACGCUGCUGGCAUCCGCGUCGCUUCCGAUGAAAGAGAACCCGCUGCCACAAACAGCGGUGCCGUCCGCACCGACGUCGGUGUCGCAGCUCUUUGCCGAGCCGAUUGCGUACGUGUGGUUUGACUUCCACCACGAGUGUCGCAAGAUGGCCUGGCACAACCUGGCCAAGCUCAUGGCCGAGGUGGAGGAGCAGUUCAUGCAGUACGGAUGGUUCGAGUGUGAUAGCGAAGGGCGUGUACUGUCGCGCCAGCGUGGUGUCUUCCGUGUAAACUGCAUGGACAACUUGGACCGCACGAACGUUGUGAUGAGUCUCUUUGCGCGGCGUACGGUGCUCAUGGCGUUACAGCUCUACCCGCCCAGCGUCGUUGGUGGUGACGGAGGCGACAGCGUACUGGACUCACCUUACAAGAGCUUCGAGGUCGUGUUCAAGAAUGCAUGGGCCGACAAUGCAGACUAUGUGAGUAAAAUGUACGCAGGAACUGGCGCGCUCAAGACGGACUUUACGCGUACGGGACGAAGAACGAUUGCAGGUGCUUUGCAAGACGGUGCGAACUCAGUCACGCGGUAUUACCUCAACAACUACUCGGAUGGCAUUCGCCAGGACUCGUUCGAUUUACUGGUUGGGAACUUCACACCGGACAAGCGGGACGAGUCGCCGUUCACUUUCCAGCAACAGCACAGUCUUCUGAAUAUGACGAUGGAGGCAGCGCUCGCCAUGCUCGCAGUCGUUAGCGUAUCACUCAGUAUGCGCACGGAAUUGCCGGUGGUGACUCGCGUGCGUGACGGUGUGAUUGCAGCAUUGGCACUCUUUACCGUGACGGGAUACCUUAUCAUCAAAAAGGGCAUGUUCCGCUCGAUUGGAAGGCGAUACGUGUGCAAGCCAGCGUUUAGCUCCAGCGGCUACAUUCGCCGGAAAACUGCUUAG
Peronospora matthiolae is the source of this 2214-nucleotide messenger RNA. The record is from the annotation of a GenBank genome assembly. NCBI's taxonomy places the organism in Eukaryota, Oomycota, Peronosporomycetes, Peronosporales, Peronosporaceae.